Molecule: messenger RNA, 1438 nt
Organism: Caenorhabditis auriculariae
Lineage: Eukaryota; Metazoa; Nematoda; Chromadorea; Rhabditida; Rhabditidae
Source: the annotation of a GenBank genome assembly
AUGUCUUCACAUCUUCACAGGACUCUCAACUUUUCAUUUUACUGCUUGAUAAUGAUGGUUCGAGCUGCUCCAUGGCCAGGUGGGAAUGGUUUUUGAGUGAAUCUUGAUCUUUUACAUUUUUCCGCGAGUUCUGGCCUUUUUGAAAAACCAGGCAGGUGAAAAAAUAUCAUCUGAAAUCCAAAACUCUAACGAUCACAACUGAAAAAAAAAAACGAAACUCCCUCCAGACUUUCUCCAACCUUUCUUUUUCUCAGAAUCGGAACAAAUGCGACAAGUCGUCGACGCCUACAAUAAAAGAGCCCUAGAAAUCGAGAUGAUGACGAAGCAGGCAGCGAUCUUGAAAAACCAAGUAGUUUUUCAUUGCACACAGUUCCAGAACUUGUAAAAAUUGAGGAAAUGGCGAUGAGUUCGACUCCAACAACUAUACCACCUCCGAUAUCACCACCGCCAUCGCCUAGACCUAGUAUCGAGGACGACAAGACGUUUGUUGCGAGUAAGGUCUUGAGGCGAUAAGUUACGGUAUCUGAUAGUUAAAGGAAUGGAAGAGCAGGCGCAUCUCGUCAAUCAACUCAACUUCAUGGCGGCGCAGGAAGCCAUGUCGAGGAACAACAUUUUGGGUUGGUUUUGGAGUAUUGAAUUGUCUCAAACUUGGAAUUAUCAGUAAUUUCGUGGAAAAGGAAAAAAUGAGAAGAGGAACUCAAAUCUAUCGAAAAAAAAACAGUUAAACGUCUUUGAAAAGCUUCGGCCUAACAUCGAUUCUAGGUAUAACAAAUUAAUAAGGUCACUCUCCGCGACGGUUUAUGAACCAAAAGCUUGAAAAACUAUCUGAUUUCACGGACGUCCGGUUUUAAUGAUUUUCAGCCGCGGAGGCCUCACUUCUCUCAGCCGCUCUCCGACCAAUGAUUCCUCUACCCAUUGGACCACCACCACCACCUCAGCAAAUCUUCCACUUUCCAUCAGCCUCUCAAGGUAUAAUCAAAUUUGCUCGACUUGAAAGGCGAGCGCGUAUGCGGUUCUUGGACUAUCUGGAGAGCUCAUUUGUCACUCUUUUCCUUUCUUUUUUUCAUUUUUUAAUCGAUUGGUCACCUCUGUACAUUAAAAAUUGUGAAAUAGAUACAAAAUGAGAGGAGACCGAACUUUUUAAAUAGUCGAAGGCGCUUGAAUUGAACUCGUGCCAAGAAACACAAUUGCGUCCCGCCUCCUUCUCUGUCUCCCUCGCCUUUCAAGUCGGAAUUGAUUGACCUUGCGUAGUUCCUGAAGAUUGUAAAAUCCCUUAUCAGCCCGGAUCGAAAUGGAAGAAGGCCCUGCGAUAGUUUCGAGACCAAUAAAGACUUACGAAGCUCUGCCGCCGCCAGGAGAGCAACUACCCUUGAGGCGCGACUUUGCCCCAUUCGUCAAGAAAUCCCAGCAAAAAAAUGAGACUGUGGAAGAGAAUUAG